AUGGCCCAUCAGAAAGGAGUGAACCUGACCGACGUCAAGGUGAAUGACACACAGGAGUUCGCUCAGGUGAGACCCCACCAGGGAGGCAGCCUGGAAGACGUGUGGCAGGUCAGGAGCAGCUGUGAAUCGGGUCGAAUUGUGGCUCUGAAAUGCUCAGGCAUUAUCAGCCAUGGCUCAAUCAAUCAGGAGGCCGGGGCGUCAGUAGAGAAAAUAAUUUACCACCCGCUUUACGAUGGUAACAGCCUCGACUAUGACAUUGCUCUAAUGAAGCUGCAAGUCCCUCUGAAUUUCUCAGACGCCGUCCGUGCCGUGUGCCUGCCACCCUCCCACCAGGACCUCUUCCAGGGCGCGCAGUGCUGGGUCUCCGGCUGGGGCUACACCAGACCAGACCAAGCACAGGUUACGGAGACGCUGAAGGAAGCCCUCGUUCCCUUAAUCGGCACCAAGAGGUGCAACAGUUCGUGCAUGUACGCCGGCGAGCUCACGGCCAGGAUGCUGUGUGCCGGCCACCCGCGGGGGAAGAUAGACGCGUGCCAGGGUGACAGUGGGGGCCCCCUGGUUUGCCGGGAUGAAUCCGUGUGGCGCUUAGUCGGCAUCGUGAGCUGGGGCCAGGGCUGUGCUGAACCCAACCGCCCCGGGGUCUACACCAACGUGGCUCAGCUUCUGCCGUGGAUUUACCGCACCACCGAGUGCGACUGUCGCCCCUCCCCGUGCCGGUGGAAGCCAGAAACAGAAGGCACCAGCCGUGGCUGUGCUCGGCGGGCCCGGCAGGCAGAGCGGCCUCCCAGGCCUGCAGGGGCUCGGGUGCAGCGUGAGCGCCGGCGGUGA
This is a messenger RNA of Leptosomus discolor (cuckoo roller), 828 nucleotides long. Lineage: Eukaryota; Metazoa; Chordata; Aves; Leptosomiformes; Leptosomidae. The record is from RefSeq and is a predicted model, not a curated record.